Molecule: messenger RNA, 3130 nt
Organism: Xenopus laevis (African clawed frog)
Lineage: Eukaryota; Metazoa; Chordata; Amphibia; Anura; Pipidae
Gene: mmp24.L
Product: matrix metalloproteinase-24
Exons: 9
Coding region: 501-2312 (603 amino acids)
Source: RefSeq, a predicted model, not a curated record
CAGUUCCCCAUCCCCAUAUCUAAUAUCCGUGGAGACAGGAGCGGGUGCAGUUGCAGGUGCCCGGGAUUAGGCAUGGCAUUGGGGGUGCCUGGUGUAUCAGCCUCUCCUCCCAGCCCUGCGCAUCACUCUCGCUGGCUCUGCCCCCCUCCUCCAAUUGGCGCUCGGUGCGUCUGUUACUAAGGCAGUUUCUCUGCUCCGCUCCCCAGCAGUCACCGCCACCGCCGCCGACCCUGCUGCCGCAAGUGCGAAGCUUCGCAGUGCGACCAGUCCUGGCCAUUGUUGUGUGGGUGUCUGGGAUGGGCACAGCGCGACCCUGGCAUCCCUAUCCCCUGGAAUUCAGCUUCCUCAGACCGCACCCUCACUGCUCCCCCCCAGGCUGGGUGUAAUGCCUCCCAAAUAACCCCCUUACCCAUCAGCACCACCACCUGGGGGGGCAGCCUGUCCUGCCUGCAGCUCUGCACAUGUGAUGCCCAUGUAGUGCCCCCCUUCAGCCCACCGUGAUGGCACAGACUGGAGUCAAGCGACAGAAAGCUCAUGUCCUGGGAAUCUGUAUCAAAACCUGCUUUUUGCCUUUUUUCGUGGUAUCAGUGUGUGGGGAAGAGAAGACCUUCAUAGUGGAGCGCUGGUUGAAAACAUAUGGCUAUUUGCUUCCGUACGACAUCAGAAUAUCCGCCUUACAAUCAGGAAAAGCUAUGCAGUCGGCCGUCUCAGCAAUGCAGCAGUUCUACGGGAUUCCGGUGACCGGAGAGCUGGACCAAAUGACCAUUGAGUGGAUGAAGAAGCCUCGCUGUGGAGUUCCUGACCAUCCUCAUUUAAGCCAUAGAAGAAGGAAUAAGAGAUAUGCACUAACAGGACAAAAGUGGAGGCAAAAGCACAUUACUUACAGUAUUCACAACUACACCCCUAAAGUAGGAGAGCUUGACACCAGGAAAGCGAUCCGUCAGGCGUUUGACGUGUGGCAGAAGGUGACUCCUCUAACAUUUGAAGAAAUCCCCUACUCAGAGAUCAAAAAUGAAAGGAAGGAGGCAGACAUCAUGAUCUUUUUUGCUUCUGGUUUCCAUGGAGACAGUUCUCCGUUUGAUGGAGAAGGCGGAUUCCUGGCUCACGCUUACUUUCCUGGCCCGGGUAUAGGAGGAGAUACGCACUUUGACUCUGAUGAACCUUGGACUCUUGGGAACUCCAAUCAUGAUGGAAAUGAUCUAUUCCUAGUUGCGGUCCAUGAGCUUGGCCACGCCUUAGGAUUGGAACAUUCCAAUGAUCCCAGUGCAAUCAUGGCUCCUUUCUACCAGUACAUGGAAACUCGUAAUUUCAAGCUUCCCCAGGAUGAUUUACAGGGAAUCCAGAAAAUCUAUGGACCCCCUGCAGAAAACAUGGAGCCAACCAGACCUCUCCCCACUCUCCCACCACGACGGAUCCAUUCCACCUCUGAAAGGAAACAUGAAAGGCAGCCAAGGCCACCACGACCGCCUCUCGGAGAGAAGCCACCCAGUACAGGCUCCAGGCCAAAUAUAUGUGAUGGAAAUUUUAAUACCGUGGCUCUCUUUAGAGGAGAAAUGUUCGUUUUUAAGGAUCGUUGGUUUUGGCGCCUUCGUAACAACAAGGUACAGGAAGGAUACCCAAUGCAAAUUGAACAGUUCUGGAAGGGACUUCCACCUAAAAUAGAUGCAGCUUAUGAACGGUCAGAUGGCAAGUUUGUUUUUUUCAAAGGAGACAAGUACUGGGUCUUUAAGGAGGUCACAGCUGAGCCAGGUUAUCCCCACAGCCUUGUAGAGUUGGGAAGCUGCCUCCCAAGGGAAGGAAUUGACACUGCCUUGCGCUGGGAGACCUUUAGCAAAACCUACUUCUUUAAGGGAGACCGAUACUGGAGAUACAAUGAAGAAAAAAGUGCAGCAGAUCCAGGAUACCCCAAGCCAAUCACAAUAUGGAAAGGAAUUCCAGAAUCACCUCAAGGAGCUUUUGUGAGCAAAGAAGGAUUAUACACGUAUUUCUAUAAAGGAAAAGAGUAUUGGAAAUUUGAUAACCAAAGGCUAACCGUGGAGCCGGGCUACCCCCGAUCGAUUGUCAAAGACUGGAUGGGCUGUAACCAAAAAGAAGUUGACAACAGUAAAGACCGCCAACUGCCUCACGACGAUGUGGAUAUCAUGGUCACCAUCAACGACGUGCCCAGUACUGUAAACGCUAUAGCCGUGGUCAUCCCAUGUAUAUUGUCCCUGUGUAUCCUCGUCUUGGUAUAUACUAUAUUCCAAUUUAAGAACAAAGGGGUCCAACAGAACGUAACCUAUUAUAAACGUCCAGUGCAGGAGUGGGUAUGACACAACCUGGAACGUUUUUUUGGAUUCUUUUUAGUUUUAACGAGGGCUAACAGGAUGCUGGGAUCAGAAGUCCAUCGGUCAGACUUUACUGCAGAUCAGACAAAUGUCAUCAACGCAACGAUCCCAGUGUUACCAGUAAGGAGGGACACCGCACAGUUCGUAGGUGGCCUUAAACAGUGGAACUUCUUCCAUUCUUACUGCCUCAUACCAAUCUUUUUCUAGUGUGCCAUUUUUAAGGAUCACAUAGUGAGAGGGAGAUUUCAUUGCUGGAAUUUCUUCGCAAAACUGGAAGGAAUUAUCUGGCUGAGAACACAUCUCCAAACCAGCUUUCUCCACCGAAGUCAGAUAUUUCCUAUUGAACUCGUUUUUACGGACUCGACCGGAGACAUGAAACGCGUCGCGUUUCGGCUCAGAACGUUCACUGCAAUAUAUCUGAGCAAAGAACAAUGAGGCAUGGGUCCUUUUUAUCCUGAGAUAAGGCACAGAGACUAGCACAUCAGGGAACCCGAUGUUUUUAAAUGCACAAAAAUAAAAAGGAACUCACUCCAGUUUUUUUUUUUUUUCAAUCCCUGCUGGUCAGAAUUAUUACAUACAACGGUUGUUAAAUGUAGAUUAUUGAAUUUGGAAUGAACUGCUUGCCUAAAGAAAUUGUUAUGAGAGUCACCAAAUGAUGUCCGUCUUUCAGGGUUUCCAUCUCUGAGAUCAGAGAAUAAAGGAUUAAAGAAAAACAAAAAAAGUCGCAUUCACCCUUGACGAUAUCUGGUUUAUGUUGUAUUCAUGUAGAAGCAAGAAAGUGAAAUAAAAAUUCCAAAUCAAAA